Suillus plorans is the source of this 1146-nucleotide messenger RNA. RefSeq lists its product as uncharacterized. Lineage: Eukaryota; Fungi; Basidiomycota; Agaricomycetes; Boletales; Suillaceae. The record is from RefSeq and is a predicted model, not a curated record. The coding region runs from base 326 to 1000 and encodes 224 amino acids. Gene Ontology annotation, molecular function: metal ion binding. The transcript has 5 exons.
UAAAAUUCCUGUCGCACAUGGUCGCAACAAGAUACCUCGGAGGGCUGCGAACGACUUGUUACGAGUCGUGAUUUGAAAUGCAAUCCCGUUAUCCGGUCAAAGUUUGGGUGCGUGUGUUGUGCACACGUAAGUUAUACAGUUCUAUCUCUCGAUAGGGUACACUUGUCUCCCACACAUACGUCUAGAAGCUGGCUUGGCACAUGAAGUGUUUGUGAAUGGUGAGACGCAAGGACUAUCCUUUCCUGUGAUCCGGCAUUCAAAGCACUCCGUAAUAUAAAGACCCCCACCUGACCAUAUUCUGGACGUGUACGACGUGUACUACAAGAUGCCAUCGUCCUCUAGGGUGUGCUACAGUUAUUCACAGACAGCUACUUGUCGAUUCGGCUCCCAGUGCAGGUUUGAGCAUGACGAAGGGUCCGAAGUCACCAAUGGUCCGUCCAAAACACAGACACAGACACCUCUAGACGAUUUUUUUGCAACAUACCCCACGUUCGACUACGACUCGUCUGCGUCAGCUUCAUCGGAGUUUUACCGGAUGUGCGGCCAGUUUUGCUGGGAUAAGGAAGACAAAGAGAGAGAGAAAGCUCACCAUGAUUUCAAGGACGCCCUUGUUCGGCAGUUCAACGAGAUAUAUGGCACGGAUGUGAAUGAUCUCACUUCAUGGCACAAUUUGUGUGAGAUCGUCCGCAUUUCACCGAUUCCUGACACACUCAAAUCAUGCCGCGAGGCGGUCAAAGCCACUCAUGUCAAUAUUGUUGACUUGGUCGAUACAAAAGUGACCAGGGAACCAGUGACCAGAUUUGUUUCGGAGGCGAAGCUGAGCGAGUAUACCAAAGCGACGGGAAAGUUCUUUCCAACAGAUAAUGCAUAUGCUGGUGGUCUCUUAAGGUACCUGCUCCGCCGUAUCAUGAAUCCUGGACAAGGACGCGUGUCUAGGUCUGGUCAGAAGACGCAGAAGACGCAGAAGACGCAGACCCGGGGCAGGCGUAGGCGUCACUAGAAUCUACGUUCCGAUUCUUAUGUCAUUCUCAUCCGUGGGUUGGAUUGUGCUACAGAAUGCUACAGAGCGGUCUGUAGCAUUCUGUAGUGAAUUACGUUUCCCUGAUGCGCUUGUACAUUAGGUGUCGUUGUAAAGCUUCUAGCUGA